Messenger RNA from Haemorhous mexicanus (house finch), 1246 nucleotides. It is a transcript of the gene SPAG8, whose product is annotated as sperm associated antigen 8. The coding region runs from base 138 to 1127 and encodes 329 amino acids. Lineage: Eukaryota; Metazoa; Chordata; Aves; Passeriformes; Fringillidae. Gene Ontology annotation, molecular function: microtubule binding. Gene Ontology annotation, cellular component: cytoplasm; nucleus. The transcript is spliced from 6 exons. Gene Ontology annotation, biological process: positive regulation of transcription by RNA polymerase II. The record is from RefSeq and is a predicted model, not a curated record.
CGCGCGCACGCGCAAUGGAGCCGGGAGGCUGCUGCGCCGGGGGCUGCGGCCCAGGCUGCGGGCAGCGAGACCCCUUGGGGUAACCCCGGCGGGGAGAGCCAGGGCAGGCCCUGUGGAGCUCUAGGGGCCAGGGGGGAAUGACAGGAUGGGGCGCUCUGAAAAGCCAUGCGGGUCCCAGAUGCCAUGGGGAGAGGCCGCCGUUCAGGGUCCAGGGUGAUGAGCCCCUGCCUGAGGUGCCCGUGGAGAGGCUCUCCUGCUGCGGGGAGACGUUUACAACCACCACCAAGAGGCUCCAGGAGAUGACAGAGAUAGCCAAGCCGCCCCAGGAGAUAGCAGACACAGAUGAGCUGCCUACUGUGGCCCUACCAGUAGUGCCCAGCAGGGUGCCAUCCCCAGAGACUGGGAAGGAUCCUUCUGGGAUCAAGCUGCCUCCCUGGCUUGGAAAGUGGGGGACCAGCCCCGAGGAGGAGUCCCCCACCACACUGCCGGCGCUACCCUCCACUCCACCCACGCUGACAGAGAAGCCCAGCCAGUUGGUGCCCCAGCAGAGCCACAUGACCCAUGACUGGCAGAAGGAGGUACUCGUGGAUCCCCUGGACUCUCGGCCACAGAAGGAUUUGUGCAGUGAGGACUUACAGCGUGGCUAUAAUGGACUGCCGAUCCACCAGUUUCUCUCCUCACUCACUGACAGCUCCCUCCCAAAGGACUGCCCACCCCUCAGGGCCAUGCUGCUGGGGCAAGGGCAGCGGAAGGCCACAUUGGCAUCCAUGCUCUACGAGAAAUACAGUAAGGAGACGGAGGAGGAGAUCCAUCCCCGCCCGAGGCGCAUGGAAUCUAUCUCCACCACACAUCAUGACUACCGUGCCAUGGGUUUCCAGUCCACACCCCAGCCCACCACCCAGCGUCACAAUUACUUAACGGAGCAGCCAACCAGCUUCUGGCUGGAGCAAGCCCACGGGCAGCCGGUAAGGCCCCCACCAGCCUGUCCUGCCAGUACUCUGGGAGUCUCAGCUGCUGACAGACAUCUCUCCAAUUCUCUCCUCUCCAGGGUGUCACUGCCCUCUUCGGCAGAAACAUUCCCUUCAAGAGGAAUGCAGACUUCUCCACUCCCAUUACCAUGUACUUAGGGCAUCCUGAGCCCUUCAACCUCUGUGACCCCUAUGACCCCCUGAGCAGACAGCUCCAAUCCCACAAGUAAUAAAACACAAGGGGACAGAGGUGGUCCCAGCAUCCUUGCCUACCCCAA